CUGGCUGCAACAAUCACAAUCCAGCUCACGUUUCCGGUCUUUUAGCAGCCUUUAGCACUUUCCUUUGGCCUAGCCAGAUUCGCUACCCGUCACCUUUCACAAUGAACACCUUCGCAGUAUUUGCUAUGUUCGCGGUCGUUGCCGUUGCCGCUGCUUCGGCCGUCGAAUCAUCAGGAAAUACCGUCAUCCGUCCCGGUUGCCUUCCCGUGAUGUGCAACCUGUGGUGCGAAUUUGGUUACCAAACCGAUAGCAACGGUUGCGAUAUGUGCAGCUGCAAAAACCGGCCCACCGUCGUCCCUCCGCCACACACUUGCUCGCCAAUGAGCUGCAGAAUGUUCUGCGAAUUUGGUUACGAAACCGAUAGCUACGGUUGUGAUAUGUGCAGGUGCAAACAGGCGCCCACCAUUGUGCCUCCUCCACACACUUGCUCGCCAGUGACCUGCAGAAUGUUCUGCCCAACUGGUUUCCGACGUGAUGCUUUUGGUUGUGAAGUCUGCGCUUGCAAUCCCAUGCGCCCUAUCUGCAAACCCGUCACCUGCAUGAUCGCAUGUCCUCAUGGUUUCGCCCUGGACGCGGCAACUGGCUGCCCGCACUGCUCGUGCAAUCUGGCGCCUGUACGCCCCACUCCAGUCAAUUAAAAAAAUUGUUGUUAUUUAAGAUCUACGAAAUCCUUCUCUACUGUUAUGCGAAUCUGAGCGACCGGUGAAGUUUUUAAAACAAACCCAAAAGAAAAAUGCGCCUUUAAAAAAAGUUUACGUGCGAAUGAUGGCGCUGACAAAGAAAUGAACACCAGAAAUGAAAUAAAGAACAUCGAAUGGAAUAA
Messenger RNA from Paramacrobiotus metropolitanus, 823 nucleotides. Its product is annotated as antistasin-like. Bases 102 to 638 code for a protein of 178 amino acids. NCBI's taxonomy places the organism in Eukaryota, Metazoa, Tardigrada, Eutardigrada, Parachela, Macrobiotidae. Gene Ontology annotation, molecular function: serine-type endopeptidase inhibitor activity. The transcript is spliced from 3 exons. The record is from RefSeq and is a predicted model, not a curated record.